CUCUAACUCCCACUAUCACGCCUACCAUCACGCCUACUACCACUAUGUCCACGCCCAUCACUACGUCGUGGUCUUCUACCACGCCUUCCACCUCCUCCACGCCUAUCACAUCCUCCACACCUACCUCCUCCACGCCUACCACCUCUUCACCUACGACUUCUACCACACCUCCGCCCUCUACCACGUCUUCGCAUCCCACUACCACUUUUACGCAUCCCACCACUAUCCCGUCCUCUAUCCCGAUCACGCCUACUACCUCGCCAACGCCCUCAACGUCUGUGACGCCCACUUCCAAGCCAUCUGAGACCGGCAAACCUUCUGGUCAGCCCAGCAAGGCGCCCUCUCCUUCCGUGCCGUCACAGUCGUGCGAUGGCGUCCAACCAUGGCAGGUCAAUCUCGCAUAUAGCGCAGGCACUCAGGUGAUCUUCAACAACCAACUGUGGACCGCCAAUCAGUGGAGUUAUAACAACAACCCUGAGUCCGCCGCCGCCGCCUGGACUCUGAACGGGAUUUGCAACCAACCGAUUAGCAACAAAGUUGAUUGCACCGGAAUCCCUGGUUGGAACAAGUCCACCGCCUACAAUGGAGGUUCUAAAGUAACCUUUAAUGGUCAACUCUGGAUUUCCACGCAGUGGACCGAGAGUAACAGCCCUGGCGAUGCUUCCGGAACUUGGAAGGAUUUGGGUGCUUGUAACUAAUUCAAUAGUUUGGACUUUUUAGAUGCGUAGCAGUUCGCAUCAUGGACAAUUCUUUAUUAGCAUUAUCUUGCUAUGGACAUUAUCAUGGACUUAAUUAGAUUUUUUGUUUUUCUCUAUCAAUCAACGUUUGAUUUUCAUGGCUAUUCAAUACUAUGGGACUUUUCACAUUUUGCGAUACUGCGUCUAUAAAAUUUUUCUUUCGUUCUCAAUAUCCUUAGUCUUGCC
Molecule: messenger RNA, 923 nt
Organism: Suillus discolor
Lineage: Eukaryota; Fungi; Basidiomycota; Agaricomycetes; Boletales; Suillaceae
Exons: 2
Coding region: 45-698 (217 amino acids)
Biological process (GO): carbohydrate metabolic process
Cellular component (GO): extracellular region
Molecular function (GO): hydrolase activity, hydrolyzing O-glycosyl compounds; carbohydrate binding
Source: RefSeq, a predicted model, not a curated record